Molecule: messenger RNA, 609 nt
Organism: Nematocida ausubeli
Lineage: Eukaryota; Fungi; Microsporidia
Exons: 1
Source: RefSeq, a predicted model, not a curated record
AAUUCUUCUCAAAUGGUGAUAAAUCCAGAUGGCCCUCUUAACUUCCUCCGUGGAUACAUAUACCAGAAAAUGGAGUGCAUGUACAACAAAAGAUUUUUUGCUCCAGAAAUCAAUACAAAGUACGAAUUAAAGGAAGACUCAGACAUAUCUUAUCGAUAUAAUCACUGUAUAUAUACCAGGACAGAACAAAAGGACAAAGCUUAUACUGCACUAUCUGCUAGUGAAAUGGAUGUAUAUGCUGAGAAGUAUCAUAAUCAUCUGAUUGAGUUAUUUCCAUCACCCACUGGCGACAUAACAAUUGAGACACGAGGAAAUCAGUCUUUUGUUCAGUUCCUUCGUGCAGAGGAAACAGAGAAGCAUGCACUGCAGAUUCUUGCUAUGUUGCUUCUUUUCUCAGAGGGGGUGAAUAUUCCCAUUAAAGUCAAUAAUACUGUACUUGAAGUGUAUGAAACAGAUAAAAAAGACCAAAUAUACUUUGAAGUGCCCAUGGUUAUUCCAUGGUUAAAUAUUAAAGAAAACAAGGUGGAAACAUUCCAACAGAAGAAAGUUAAGCAAAUGAUCAGCUUCUUCCAGAAGAAUGCAACCAAUCAAAAAGUACUUAGCAUGAUG